GCGGUAUCUCAAGCUCAUGGCACCGAAGAGAACGUUAAAUAAACAGCCAAAUAUAGUUUUUUCCCUGUGAUAAAUGACACACUUGUCUUUGCAAAGGGAACUAUCUGCUCUCGUUGGAACUGCGGUUUUGGAGAAUCACCCAGCAUUUUAAAAGGUGUUUUCUUCUGGCCUUUCACAGUUUACACACCGUGCUCCAGACGCAACGUUCUAGCACACUUCACAAACUUCAACACCGUUUGGGAACUGCUCGGUCGUCCUCGUACAAAUGUGACCUGGCAACACCAGUAAACCACGAACGGAGCUGUCAUUUCUAGGUUACGACAGUAACCACCUUGUGAGGAUCUGAUCUGGGAAGCGAGUGCUGCAGUUUCGAGCGACACGAGGAACGCGUGCUUAUGUUACUUUUUUGCACUAACUUUCUUACCGCUCAACAGGACUUCAUCGUGAACGAUGGAUUAUUAACUGUUUACAUAUAUUCAAGCGUGUAUCUAGCCAAUCAGCUGAAUUGGGCACAAAACCAAAUUGAUCGAUUAUCGAUGUUAUUAAUCGAUUAAGGGCUGCAUCAAUUGCUAGAAUUGAAAUCAGCAAUUAGGCGUGUGAAUAGUUUAUCUCCAUUGUUCUAUAAUUAAACGGAGAUGGAGGGUCGGGAUGACAAAGGGAAUAAAGAGAGUAAUCUCUCGAAGCCAGAUAUUCAAAAGUUUGCUCUCUGGUACAUUGGCUGGUCCUCCUUGGACAAGCGUACUACCCUGCCUAUGCUACCGUGGUUGGUGGCGGAGAUCCGGAAGAAAAGUGAGAAGAACGAAUCGGGACGCGAGACUUGUUCCGUCCAGGCCAGGGAAGUUCAACUGGUGCUCACCCCGCCGUUUAUUCGAUGUGUGCCCGCCAACAAUGUCGCCAACUCGUCCGUCUUCAUCUUCGAGCAUAAAGCGCAGUUCAUCUCACGUUUUAUCCACAACAGUAAUGACCUCACAUAUUUCGCCUACCUUAUCCGGAGCCAGCCCGACAACCCAGAGUCUGAGAUGGCAUGCCAUGUCUUCAGGGCAUACGACCCCAACCAGGUACCAGAAGUGAUCAGUAGUAUCCGUGCGGUGUCAAAGUCGGCCCUGAAGGAGGACUCCAAGCCCAAGCGGGAUCCUGAAGAGGCCUUCUAUAACUCCCAGAAGUUUGAAGUGCUCUACUGUGGCAAGGUGACUAUCGGCCACAAGAAGGCUCCCUCCACCCUCAUUGAUGACUGCAUCAACAAGUUCCGCCAGCAUGAAUUGGAGCGCAAGCACCUGCGCCUCCUGAAUGACCAGCGGGGAUCCACAGAAAGCGCCCCCGUGGAGUUCAUGAUGGGGGAUGACGGAGACCCCCUCUCCUCAACCACCCGCAGUGAGGGGCUGGAGGAACCUGAGGGGCUGGAGGUGGAUGAGGUCACUAACAGAGGAGGUUCUGGAGGGAAAAUCAUGUCCAGCAGCCCCAGCUUGGGCAGCCUGCGGGGGGCCUUCCCCGAGUGCAUCCUGGAGGACUCUGGUUUCGAGGAGCAGCAGGAGUUCCGGACGCGUUGCAGCAGCCUGGCGGGCAGUCUGCAGCGGAGGCCCCUAGAGGGUGCGCUCAAAGCCGCCCCGCCACGCCGGCGCCACGCCAGUGCCCCCAACAACGUCCAGCCCUCAGACGCCGACAAAAACCGCACCAUGCUCUUCCAGGUCGGACGCUUCGAGGUGAACCUGAUCAGUCCAGACAGUAAGACGGUGGUGCUGGAAAAGAGAUUCAAAGACAUCUCGUCCUGCUCUCAGGGUAUAAACAAGACGGACCACUUUGGGUUUAUCUUUCGCGACCCGGGGGAGACUGGUCCGAGCCAGUAUGUGUGCUACGUCUUCCAGUGUGCCAGCGAAUCCCUGGUGGAUGAGGUGAUGCUUACUCUGAAGCAGGCCUUCAGUACGGCAGCAGCUCUGCAGAGCGCCAAGACACAGGUCAAGCUGUGCGAGGCCUGCCCUAUGCACGACCUGCACAAACUCUGCGAGAGGAUUGAGGGUCUGUAUCCUCCCAGGGCCAAGCUGGCCAUCCAGAAGUACCUCUCUCAACUGACUGACAACGAACAGGUCGACAUCUUUGAGCGAGUUCAGAGGAUGAAGCCUGUGUCGGACCAGGAAGAGAAUGAGCUGGUGAUUCUCCACCUCCGCCAGCUAUGUGGAACCAAGCAGAAAUCCCACCUCCACAUCGGAGAGGCCCAACUGAAAACCCCCAACACCACGACAGCACCAGCGGACAGCACAGCGGCGACGGGCGGCCGCUUCAAACUGGACAUCCUGAAGAACAAGGCCAAGAGCUCACUGACCAGCUCACUGGAGAACAUUUUCUCACGGGGCGCCAACCAGAUGAGAGGUCGCUUGGGAAGCAUGGGAAGCAUGGGGGGGAGCUUUGAGAGAGCGGACGACUCUCCCAGCGACUCCCCACCAGGCACGCCCCCUGGUUUCCCUGACGACGACCCAGAUGCCCUCCAGUUCCGGCGGCGUGCCCACACCUUCAGCCACCUGCCCGUGAAGAAGCGCAUCUCGUUCAACGACGCGUCCACCCAGGGAGUCCAGCAGGGGGGCACUGGUACCCACAGCAAGGCCCUGCUCCGUAGGCAGCAGUCUGUCAACCCCGAACUACUGCAGAGCAGUAAUGGGGAGGGCAGGAAGAGGACCCUAUCUGGAUGCAGCAGUGACAGUGUGAGUGCACCCCUCAACCUCCGCAAAGUGUCCUGGAGACAGAAGAUCUUCCUGCGGGUUGCCUCGCCCAUGAACAAGCCCACAUCCAUGCAGCACCCAGACCACUGUGAUGUGAUGGACCUGCUGCCCCUCUCCCCCCGCACCUUCGACCCAAGUCUGGACCCCCUGGCCAGCCUACUGCCCACCUCGGGCGACCCCUUCACUGGGAAGAGGCCCAAGAGGACGGCGGUGCACUACCGGGCCCUAUGGAAGACGGCGAUCCACCAGCAGAUACUGCUGCUACGCAUGGAGAAGGAGAACCAGAGACUGGAGGCAAGUCGAGACGAGCUGCACAUCCGGAAGAUGAAGCUGGACUACCAGGAAGUGGGGACGUGCAUUAAAGACGUGCUAGCCUUCUGGGACAGGAAGCUGAGCGUUCCGGGCAGAGCCAAGGUCGUCCCGCUGGACAAAGAGGAGGUCCACAAUGCAAUUUCUAAGGGUGUCCCUAAGGGCAGGCGUGGGGAGGUGUGGCUCCUCUUCUCCCAGCAGCACCGCCUAAGACACCGUCUGCCCCCCGGCCGCCACGCCCCAGACACCCCCUACCAAGACCUGCUGAAGCAGCUCACGGCCCAGCAGCACUCCAUACUAGUUGACCUGGGUCGGACGUUCCCCACCCACCAGUACUUCUCAGCCCAGCUGGGUGCAGGGCAGCUGUCCCUCUACAAUCUGCUCAAGGCCUACUCUCUGUUAGACACUGAGGUGGGCUACUGCCAGGGCAUCAGCUUUGUGGCAGGUAUCCUGCUGUUGCACAUGAGUGAGGACCAGGCCUUUGACAUGCUCAAGUUCCUGAUGUACGACCUGGGCUUCCGCAGACAAUACAGGCCUGACAUGACUUCUCUACAGAUUCAGAUGUACCAGUUGUCCAGGCUGCUGCACGACUACCACAGGGAGCUGUACAACCACCUGGAGGAACACGAGAUCUGCCCCAGCCUCUACGCAGCCCCAUGGUUCCUCACACUCUUUGCCUCCCAGUUCCCACUCGGAUUCGUCGCACGGAUAUUUGAUAUCCUAUUCGCCCAGGGGAGUGAAGUGAUCUUUAAGGUGGCUCUGUGUCUACUGAGCAGUCACGAAGGGGAGAUAGUGGAGUGUGAUAGCUUCGAGACCAUCGUGGACUACCUGAAAACUACAAUUCCCAACCUCACCCACACCCAGAUGGAGGAAACCAUCUCAAAGGUGUUGGACAUGGACAUCUCGAAGCAGCUACAUGCGUAUGAGGUGGAGUACCACGUGCUGCAGGACGAGACGGUGGAUGCUGUGCUCCAGUCAAACAACUCAGACCGCCUGGAUAAACUGGAGAAGACCAACAACCAGCUGAAGAAACAGAACAUGGAUCUGCUGGAGAAACUACAGGCGGCACGUCAGAAGAUCCAGAGCCUGGAGGCCACUGUGGGGAAUUUCCUGUCACGCGAGUCAAAGAUGAAGCACAUGAUCCGCUCGCUGGAGCAGGAGCGCCAGUCCUACCAGAAGACUAUUGAGCGCAUGCGCUCCUGCCUGCCCCAGGACGCCCUGGCUGACGUGGAGAUGACCCACAUGGUCAAGCCUGCCCAGGGGCCAAACGGCAAGGCCAAGCCCACCGCCAAGAAGCCCUAAUGGGGGAAGAGUGGAAGGCAAAGACAGGUGGUGUAUUUCCUAUGUGAUGUGUCGCCAUUUCGACAGACAGACACUGACAGUAUGGCAAUGUGGUCUGUUUUGAAUGUGCUGUGUGCGCCUGCGUGCGUGUGUCUGUGUGCGCUCACACAGGACACAAGAAGAGUAUAAAGAAGGUUCACACUCUCUGUUAGGCUGGAGAGCAGACUGAGUUGAAUGUCACUGCUCACACACCACAAACAGCUGACAUCAUGGGACAGACACUUUUUCAUUAUGUUCCAGGACAGUACACACACACACACUGUCUCCAGGACUUUCUCUCUUCCUUCGUACUGUUUUAUCCCACAUUCACAUCUGAGUCAUGUUCUCCAAUGAUUCUGAUUGAGAAGAGAGAACAAGUAAAAAGAAUGAUAAAAAAAUGAAAUAAGCUCUCGUCUGAUAUCGACUGUUAAACGCUGACCUGCCUGCAGCUUUAAAAAAAUAUGUUUAUCUUAAAAAGUUGAAUGUUGAAUAAUGUUGCAAACGGUGUUACACUGUUCAUUUUUUUGUAUUGUGAACCGAAAGCAAUUACUGAAAGUUGACCAAGUGGACAUGUAGCAUAUGUGGGUCUUUGUAAUAUGGAUGAUUUCUAUUAUUUGCUUUCUGAAAUGUUGAAACAAUGUUUAUUUUUGAUUGUCAAUCUGUCAAUCGUGUGUGCACAAUGUAGGAACUGUUAUGUUUCACAGAGUUGAUACAAAUAUGAACGGCACUCCAUGUGGAAAUUCUUUGAAUUAGGCUACUGCAGCCGAUCCACACACGUUAAAGGUUGACGAAGCCUAUCCGACAUGGUCCCUCGUCAUCAACUAGCCCGUAACCAUCGAGUUGAUGGUUUUACCACAACCCUUUCACAACCAGUCACACACAGAACUGAAUGGUGAUGUUCUUCUAUAGCUACUUCAAAUUAAGCAGCAUAUCCCACAUUUCACCAAAAAAUAUAAAUAAAUUGAUACGUUUUUAGUUAGGAUAAAUCAAGUCUAAUCAAUUUAAGAAACCUUUUUAAAACUGAAACACAAUUACAAUUCGCAUUUCCUGAUGUGCAGGAAAAUCCUUGCGACAACAGAGUGGUCAAAUUAAGAUAUUACAUCUGUAUGACACAGGCUUCACUUAUUCGACGGUUCUUAGUCGUCGUCGUGGAAAUUGCUUAUGUAAUGCUUAUUUCUUUUUCAUAUCAGUGCUUUUCUUAGGGUGGGUGUUGGUUGUGGUUUCAUUGUUAUUUGCCUUAAUGUACUCUCCUGUACUGCCUUUGGAACCAAAGAGGUUUUAAUGCUUUCGUUGCUAAAUGGUUAGCAACCAGAAGUGUAUUAUAAUUCACGCAAGUGUUUUUUUUCUUCUAUUUAAUCAAAUGAUCACUGUUACUAUUUCAGCGCUGUUUUUCAACACUGUCAGUGUUUAGUUGUUUCAAAAUGUUCUGUGUUUUCAUGUUAAACAAGCUAAAAAGAGAUCUAGUUCUGGGUCAUACAAAGACAACCGUCCUUUUGCUAUCUUGAGAUUCAUGUCUUACAAAGAUGCUCCAUUGGAAAUGUAGGCUGGCCAAUCGUCAUUGAUCAUCAGAGAAUGAACUAGAUUAAAGUCAUGUUCUUGUGUUAACUCAUAAGUGCCAAAUAAAAGCAUGAAUGCAGUCUUCCUUAUCUACCCUGAAUCGGAGAUAAGCUUAUGACCGUGAUUGAGGGUGAUAUAUGGGAAGCCCUAAUGGCUGGCUUGAGUGUUUGCAAUGUUCAUUAUCUUACUGUUGCGUCUGUGUAGGUAGCCUACAUCAUCGCAUAGUUCAAUCACUACUACGGAAUAACGCCGAUUGUGUUUUAAUUCAUGUCGAUUGCCUGUUUUUGUUGAAAUGAGGCCUCACAAAGAAAAAUGUCACGUGUACUUCAAUAAAUCACACCUUGACUGCCUUU
Salvelinus namaycush (lake trout) is the source of this 6250-nucleotide messenger RNA. RefSeq names its product TBC1 domain family, member 4 (gene tbc1d4). The record is from RefSeq and is a predicted model, not a curated record. The transcript has 22 exons. Lineage: Eukaryota; Metazoa; Chordata; Actinopteri; Salmoniformes; Salmonidae. Bases 636 to 4322 code for a protein of 1228 amino acids.